Messenger RNA from Mollisia scopiformis, 2720 nucleotides. RefSeq lists its product as uncharacterized. The transcript has a single exon. The record is from RefSeq and is a predicted model, not a curated record. NCBI's taxonomy places the organism in Eukaryota, Fungi, Ascomycota, Leotiomycetes, Helotiales, Mollisiaceae. Bases 131 to 2281 code for a protein of 716 amino acids.
CUAAUCCAUCUAUCUAUCCAUCCAUCGUGAAACAUAUUAAUGAUCCUUUCUUUAAUGUUCGGUCGGUUUUCGUGCUCUUGUUCUGGUCUGGCCUGGCCCUCGGUGAUGGUCCCUUGGUAGCGAGCCCAAGAUGCGUGCGGCACUUCUAGCAACCGUUUCGGCCUCGCGCUCCAAGAAUCUCGAAAACAACAAUCUCAACAACCUCAAUGACUCCAAUGUCGCCACCCCAACUCGACGACCGCCAACACGACCACCCGCUCGCUCGCCUCUGCAAUCCAGAGACGGCAAUGCCAUGAUGAGAGUGCCUCCGAAGGCACCUCUAGCAUCCAAACCCGGGAACGCCAAUUCGAAGAUGCCCUUCGAUAAGCAGCAGAGACCCAUCAUGCCCACCCUCUCUGCCUCCGCGAAAACCUCCAAUCGAGCACCUUUGACACCUAGAGUAGCGGGCGCAACUCCUUCGUCUGCGACGACGACACCGCUUUCUCGACGUACCAUACGUCCUGACAAUAACACACCGAUCACUGCGUCCAGGGAGGAUAUAUAUCUGAGCAACAAUAUCACGCCAAGAUCAGGGUCACGGAAAUCUCGUGUCGAUUCUCCAAACAAUGGAACAGCACUUGACUACGCAUCUCCAAAUGAGCCUCGAGUCGCUCAAUCGGGCCCGGUUUACAAUGGCGCAUUGAAUGUAAAUGGGAUUGAUAAAGAUAUACCAAAACGACCAACCGUGUCAUUCAGUCCUGCUCUAUCUGAAGUCGGGACUUCAAGGGUCCAGAGCCAGAAUGCUCCGCCGGAAUCGAAGUUCUUCUUUGCAAGUGACGCAAAGACAGUCACACAACCAUCCAGACCACCCCUCCAAUCGAAAGCUUCCAGUUCGACUUUUUUGUAUGCUAACGGAGAAGUCGCGCCUCUUACUCAAGCCUCGACUACACCUGCUGGAUCUGUAGUAGGCGAGGAAAGGGCACAACCUAAGUUCUUUCAUGCGAAUGGCACACCAGACCUUCCACCAGCCAACUAUCCACCCAGACCAAGUUCCGUUCUUUCCUCGUCCUCUCGAGCAUCGCCUAGAGUUGGUACAGCAAGUCCUGGACCUAUAUCACCUCUACAACGACCAGCUUCUCCUUCCAAGUUGAAUCAAUAUGCCUCGAUAUCAUCCUUACGUUCCACCCCAUCGUUACCAUCACCCGUUUUGCCACGUCCACAACCGACUGGACGAGGGCAAUCUGCGAAUAGUAUUGUAGCGAAUCGAAGGACAAGUUUUGAGGGCCAGAGGAUGACAAGUCAUGGAAGAUCUUCGAGUCUUGGAUCGACAGAUGUGAAAGUACUGCCGGCGAGGAAAAUCUCAGGCGGUAGUCAAGUUGAGCUUUCUGCACCGAAUUCGCCACCGAACCAGAUUUUGAAGGGACUUCCAGUAUCUACACCCGAAGAAGUUACGCAGGAGGAAGACAACGACGAUACCAAUUCAGGUCUAAGAAGUCCAAUCAAGACUGGCAAGACUUUGGAGGAAUUGAAUGAAUUGGCUGCGAAUGCCCGGCGAGAAAGGAAGGUUCUGGACUUAGAGAUCACAAAUUCGUCACUGGAAGCUAUAAACAGGACGUUGGAGCGAGAAAUGAGGAAACAAACCGCCGAGCUGAGACGGUAUAGGAGGUUGAGUCGAUCAGGACGACUGUCAAUCAAUACAGUAGCAUCAUCACGAAUAUCGACCGAUACCCUAUCGAUCAUGGACGGUGAAGCAGGUACUAUGCUCUCUGACAUGAGCGAAGAAGAGGACGAGGACCCGGAGGACGAAUCAGAAUUUUCAGAGGAAGAAUUCUCAGACGAAGCAUCACUUAGUCCCAGUGCCAUGGCCGAAAGCGAUGCCCGCCACCGGAAACGAGACGAGAAACGCCUCCAAUUGGAUCUUUCAAAACAUCAACAACUUUUAAUCGACAGUCAGAAAAUGAAUCAGUCUCUCAAACGCUGUCUAGGCUGGACCGAAGUCCUCAUAAACGAAGGCAAGAAAGCCCUCGAGUACCAUGUCAAAGUCAGCGAUGUGGAACUCGGCGGACGUGUUCUAGCACUCGACGAAAUAGAGGAAAGACAACGUGAACAAGAGAAUGAAGGCAUGAGUGAAAUCGGAGCACAAAUGCUCCGAGAAGCUCGAGAGAGACAAGCAGCCGUAGCGAAGCAAAUCAACGACGAUUUAAAUGCGGCUGCUGCUUGGGGCGGAGAAGGAAGAGAUGAUAGAGAUAGUGGGAUUGAACUCGAUACUUCACAACGGGAGCAGUAUGCCGAGUUGCAGUAAUCGUAAUCGAAAACGACACCACAACAACAAAACACCACUCCACAGAACGAUACCACAUUUUCCUAUGUCCGGGCAUAUUUCGGCGGGGCGUUUUUAGGAGGGAUACUUUCUUCGCAUUCGUGGCGUUUGGUGCAUGGAGAUUACAUCUAUUCGUUCUUUGCGAUUCUCACCACUCGACCUCGGUCGUUCGCUUUUUCUUUGUUUGUUGGGAAUAGGAAGGAGGGAAUCAAAGGGAAACAAGAAGAGCAAAUUUCGUACUGUACUAUUAACGAUACCCCCUUGUGAAAAGCGAGGAUUAUUAGUGAGAAAGAAGAAAGGAAGGAAGGAAAUUGGUACUAGGGCCUACACAGGCAGAAGAAGCGAGAGAAAGAAAGGGGAGAGAGAUGAUUUGGAUAGUGAUAGUGAUAGUGAUAGCGAGAAUCGAGAAGAUUAAGACAUG